UCGGAAUGUACCAUUUUGCAAAGACACCGGGAAGGAUUUUGUUGUGACAGCGGAGUUACAACCCGGCGGGGGAGACGGUCACAACAUAGGUCUUAUAUUCCUGAAACAGCCAUGGCCUUCAGCAAGGGAUAUCGCAUUUACCACAAGCUGGACCCACCACCGUACAGUGUCAUAGUGGAAACCAGGGCCAGAGAUGAAUGCCUCAUGUUUGAAUCAGGAGCUGUUGCUGUCCUUUCUGCAGCAGAGAAGGAAGCCAUUAAAAAUACAUAUACAAAGAUUGUUGAUGCCUACGGAAUACUGGGCGUACUUCGUCUCAACCUUGGUGACUCCAUGCUCCACAGUCUUGUAGUUGUGACAGGAUGCAGCUCUGUGGGCAAAGUGCAGGAUUCAGAAGUUUUCAGGGUCACUCAGACAGAUUUUAUAUCCCUGAAAAAUGACCCAGGAGAUGAGGACCGGAUUGCUGAGGUGCGAAAGGUCCUGAACUCAGGACACUUCUACUUUGCCUGGUCUUCCACCGGAGUCAGCAUGGACUUGAGUCUCAACGCACACCGCAGGAUCCUGGAAGACACUACAGACAACCGCUUCUUUUGGAACCAGUCUCUUCAUCUCCACUUGAAGCAUUACGGAGUGAACUGUGACGACUGGCUGCUGAGACUGAUGUGUGGCGGCGUGGAGAUCAGGACCAUCUAUGCAGGGCACAAGCAGGCCAAGGCCUGCAUCUUCUCCCGCCUGAGCUCGGAGCGAGCUGGCACGCGAUUCAACGUUCGGGGGACAAACGAUGACGGACAGGUGGCUAACUUCGUGGAGACCGAACAGGUCAUUUUCUUGGACGACAAAGUGUCAUCUUUCAUUCAGAUCCGUGGAUCCAUUCCUCUUUUCUGGGAACAGCCAGGAAUCCAGGUUGGUUCACAUCGUGUCAAGCUGUCAAGAGGAUUUGAGGCGAACGCGCCUGCUUUUGAAAGGCACUUCACUGCACUGCGGCGAUUGUAUGGCAAGCAAGUGAUCAUCAACCUGCUUGGAAGUAAGGAAGGUGAACACAUGCUCAGCAAAGCAUUCCAGAGCCACCUGAAGGCGUCGGAGCACGCUGCCGCAGUGAAGAUGGUGAACUUCGACUACCACCAAAACGUGAGGGGCGGCAAGGCCGACAAACUGCACAGUGUCCUCAAACCCCAGCUCAGCAAAUUCGUGGACGAGUGCGGCUUCUUCUACUACUCUGGAGAAACCGGCAUCGCGAGGACUCAGGGAGGGACCAUCAGGACGAACUGCUUGGACUGUUUGGAUCGCACUAACAGUGUCCAGGCCUUCUUCGCACUCGAGAUGCUGCCGAAGCAGCUGGAAGAAAUGAGUCUGACAGAGAAACCUCAGCUGGUUGCCCGGUUCCAGGAGGUUUUUAGGACCAUGUGGUCCGCCAAUGGAGACUCCGUCAGUAAGAUCUAUGCCGGCACCGGAGCCCUGGACGGCAAAGCCAAGGGUGGGAAGUUGAAAGACGGAGCUCGCUCCGUGACGAGAACCAUCCAAAACAACUUCUUCGACAGCUCCAAGCAGGAAGCGAUAGAUAUCCUGAGGCUGGGCUCCACGCUCAACAGUGAUCUGGCAGACAAAGCUCGGGCCCUGCUCACCACUUCCAGUCUUUAUGUCACUGAGCCAGUCUUACAAUCAGCUUCCCCCCGAGUGCUGCUGGGAAUGUGCCAGAGCUACCGUAAAUACACGAGGCCCAAGAGGAUCCGGGUGUGUGUCGGCACCUGGAACGUCAACGGGGGGAAACAGUUCCGGAGCAUCGCUUUCCGUAAUCAGACGCUCAACGAUUGGCUGUUAGACGCUCCGAAGAAGGCGGGACAUCCAGAGUUUCAGGACAGCAAAGCCAACCCGAUCGACAUCUUCGCCAUUGGAUUCGAGGAGAUGGUUGAACUGAAUGCUGGAAACAUUGUCAGUGCCAGCACUACGAACCAGAAACUGUGGGCAGCUGAGCUCCAGAAAAACAUCUCGCGGGACCACAAGUACGUCCUGCUUGCUUCGGAGCAGCUGGUGGGGGUGUGCCUGUUCGUGUUCAUCCGCCCACAGCACGCACCGUUCAUCAGGGAUGUUGCUGUGGAUACAGUCAAAACGGGAAUGGGCGGAGCCACGGGUAAUAAAGGAGGCGUGGCCAUCCGCCUGCUGUUCCACACGACCAGCAUCUGUUUCGUCUGUUCCCACUUUGCCGCCGGCCAAUCGCAGGUCAAGGAACGGAACGACGACUAUAACGAGAUCACACGCAGACUCAGCUUUCCCAUGGGUCGCCUCCUGUACUCGCACGACUACGUGUUCUGGUGUGGGGACUUCAACUACCGGAUCAGCAUGCCCAACGAGGAGGUGAAGGACCUCAUCAAGCAGCAGAACUGGGACGCGCUGACAGCCGGGGACCAGUUGUUGGACCAGAAGAAUGCUGGUUUGAUUUUUAGGAAUUUUAUUGAGGGAAAGUUGGAUUUUGCCCCCACCUAUAAGUACGACCUCUUCUCAGAAGAUUACGACACCAGUGAGAAGUGCCGCACACCAGCCUGGACCGACCGCAUUCUGUGGAAGAGAAGAAAGUGGAACUUCGACAAAACAGCUGAGGAGAUGAAUGUUGUCGGAGCGGCCGCGACCCCCGGGGAGUGUGAGGAGGACCCAGACAACCCGUGGAGCCCUGGCACUCUAAAGUAUUAUGGGAGAGCUGAGCUUAAGACGUCUGAUCACAGGCCUGUGGUGGCAGUAAUGGAUGUGGACAUCCUGGAGGUGGACCCUGAGGCCCGGCACCAGGUCUACAAAGACGUGAUUGCCCUGCAGGGGCCUCCGGACGGCACCAUCCUGGUGUCGCUGUGCACGUCCGGCCCGGAUGACUACUUCGACGAUCCGCUCAUAGACGAGCUGCUGGACAAGUUUGCUAAUUUUGGAGAGGUUAUCCUCAUCCGGUUCGUUGAAGAGAAGAUGUGGGUGACUUUCCUCGAGGGCUACUCUGCUCUGGCUGCUCUGUCUCUCAGCGCCUCCACCGUCCUUGGGAAGGUGAUUGACAUCCGUCUGAAGAGUCCAGGCUGGAUUAAGAGUCUGGAGGAGGAGAUGAGCGUGGAGAGAAUCUGCGGCAGCAUCCCCACCUCCGCUAGCUCCACCCUGCUGGCUGAAGACGCAGACAUGGGUGACGACGACUACGACAUGGAAGGCGACGUGGACGAGGAGGUGGAGGAGAUCCUUCCGCAGCACCUGCAGCCUGGAGCCGGCUCUGCUCCCGGAUCCUCCCCGCUGCCCUCUCCCCGCGGCAGCCCCUGCCCCUCCCCCACCCACGGGGAGCCCGCCGCCCCCAGCAGGCCCAGCCGCGCACCGCAGCCCUCCCGACCGUCACAAGGACCUCCCGUUGACUUUCAGCCAGGCGCCCCCACAGCGCAGGGCUUCGAGCCCAAACGCCCGCCGCCCCCUCGCCCCAACGCCCCCCCGGCCAGACCCGCACCUCCUCAGCGCCCACCACCGCCUUCAGGAGGCAUGAGCCCUCUGCCAGUUAGAAAGGACUCUGCAGACUGUGGCGAAUGUCCCAGCCCACUGUUUGGUAGGAGAGGCAGUGAAGGACCAAAAAGUCCCGCUCUUCCUCGACCUGACGCUGCUGCAGGUCGAAGCCAGGCAGCAGGAGCUCCUGGACCCGGCGGUGCGUCCAGACCGAACAUCCCUCCUCGAGCUGGGGUGAUCAGUAUGCCCCCUCAGUCUCGUCCACCACCGCCGUCUCACCCCGGAGCGCCGAGGCCCAUCCCAGAGGUGCAUCCCGGAGCUCCUCGGCCGAUCCCGGACACCCACCCCGGAGCCCCCCGGCCGGCGCCGAGCGCCCAGCCCAAACCGGCCGACCUGCCUCUGGGUCCUCCGCCCUCAGGCCCGCCUCCGGCAGCCCCUCCUGCGGCGAGGCCCCAGGUUCCGUCGCCCAUGCAGCCGCAGCCGGCCGCGGCCUCCGCUCAGUCCCAGCUGCCGCCGCCCAUGCAGCCGUCGCUCCCGGCGCCCCUGCUGCCGCAGCAGGCGGCUGCCCCGGCCCCCGCCGCCGCCGCCGCCGGGGCCCCUCCCGGCCCCCAGCAGGGCCUGGCCUCUCCCAAACCCCCGCCGCGGUCCCGCUCCUCUCAUGCUCUGCCGCCCGAAGCUGCCAAGUCUGAAACCCCAGCCGCUCAGGUGAAUGGACUGAAUGGAAUCCAAAGAGAAGCACAAUGGAAGCCCGACCCCCUCGACUCGCUAUCAUCCGACAUCUUCCCCUCCUCGUCGUCGUCCUCCUCCUGGCACGCCACCCAGUCGCUGACCAGAGGCUCGUCCCUGCGCCCUCCGCCCUCCGUUCCUCCGUCCGCCUUUUCCUCCACGACGCUCCCCUCCUCCUUCUCCCUGCAGUCCUCUGCGCUGUCGGACCUGCAGGCUUUCGACACGUCGUCGUCCUCCUCGCUCUCCACGCCGUCGCCCUUCGCCUCGUCCCUGCUGCCGCCGCCCCCCGCCCCGCCCCGCAGCCGCUCCCAGGAGACGUUGCGCGCCUCGCCGGGCCUCUUCCCGCCCGACCCGCUCCCGGCGCGGCCCAGCAGCACCAACCCGUUCACCGGCCCGCUGAUGCAGCAGCAGCAGCAGCAGCAGCAGCGGCGCGCCGUCACCCCGGACUUCAGCUCCCAGCAUCCAGCCUCAAAGACCAACCUCCACAGGACCAUGUCGGCCCUCACUCAGCCCCUCAUCCCCAUCCCCGCCCCAGCAGCCCCCCCUCAGGCCGCCCCCACCCCUCAGAUCCAGAGGACCAUGUCCUUGUUCGGGCCGUCGCCCAGCCUCGGCCCCGCCCCUGCUCCUUUGCUUCCUCUCGCCGCCGACUCCUCUCCGGCUCCGGCGUUGCCCGCAGCCCCUCCCUCCUCCAUCCCGCCGGUCCUCGCCCCCCGUCGCCAGCCUCCCCCCCCAGGAGCGAAGGCUCCUCAGCAGUGGGUCACCUUCGACGACGACUUCGGUUUUCCGUCCUCGGCCAAAACGCAGCAGAACUCGGUCCUCCCCCCCGCUUCCCUUUUGCCCCACGCUCAGACUCAGCCCCCGCCUCGCUCCGUGUUCGACUCGGAGCCCGAGUGGUUGUCCUCCGCCCCCGCAGCAUUCCCGACGCUCCCCCCUCCCAUCCCAACAAGAACUGCCACCAACAGCGUGAAGGUCCCAGGCGGGUCCGCCGAAAGCUGCUUCUUCCCCAGAGAGUCCACAGAAAGAUAGGGCCCCCCCCCCCCGUCAUGUAAAGGGCAUCUUCAGAUAUGUAUAGAUCUAUGAUAAAUGUGUAUAUGUAUGCGUGUAUGUACAAAAGAGACGGUAUUUAAAAGUAUAGACCAAUUCCCUUCUGAGUCACAGGAAAAAGAUUUAUAUCCGAAACAUGAGAAGUGUAUGAGCCUAAAUGUGUGAUCUAACUCUACAGCAAAGAGGUUUGCUUCUUCCCUGAGAUUAACACUUAUUUUAAUAUAAAUUGUGACGUUUAUUUUUUAUUUAUGGCAGCAAACGUGCCUGUGUCUCCAGUCUGUAGUUAUUAUCAACUAUACCAGUCCGCACAAACCGCGCGUUCAGCCACCUGUGCAAUAUCAAAGCAUGUCUCUGUACCUGCGCAGCGCACUGCAGUGACCUCCAAGGGGUUUCCAGAGCCGUGCGUCUUCUUAUUUACUACACACUGAGCCGGUAAUCAGAGAAACACUUACAGUUAAAUGGCAAUCUUUCACUUCCUUGGUUUUCUGACUUGAUGUGCAGAACAGCUUUUACAAUAGCUGACGGAUUAUUGGCUUGUUUUGACUUUAGAUUAAGAAAUGAGAAGUUUCGCUUCUUUCUCCCUGUCUUGACUCGAGCAGUUGUGUUGCACACGUUUCUACCAUGAAUGUACUUUAUUUUGCACGAGGUUCUGCCAUUGCCUCCCCCGACGAUGCCGGAGCGUGAAAACGAGCGGCAGGAGACGAGGUCGGCCUGACCACGGCUGCAGGACUGACUCUGUAAAGUCAUCUCAUCCAUCUGGUGAUUCUCUAGCGGCUGCUUUGCUGGAAGCCAUUUGUAGCUCUAUAUCAAACCUAUACAUAGCAGUUAUGUAUAAAUCUAUGUUGUACGGGAAAAACUACGCAGUGAGUGUGUAUGAGUGGGUGUACAGAUGUUAACCAACAUGCACUGGGAUGCAGGACGUGCUCUCCUGGCUGUUGGCGUUUACCCCCUCUCCAGUGUUUAAAUCCUCCGUCAUUCAUUCAAACUAUCAAACAGUACUAUAGUGAAAUUCAGAGUUUGUGUGCAUACCGAAUGGGAUGUGGAAUAAUAAGAGGGCAAAUGUUUGUUUUUGUUUUUUUUACUUCACUAUCUUUUUUUCUUUUUUUUUUUUUUUGGAAGAAGUCAAGCUCACCAUUUCAAAUAACAUUUACUCAAAAUAAUCUGUUCUUGUUACUGUGGUGAGAAGUGACGUGAUGUGUUUGAGGUGCAUAUCGUCCUUGUCGUGUUUGUGUUUGGAUGUGAGUGUAUACGGAGUUAAAGAGUGGAACACCAUGGACUUUUAAGUAUGAGCAUUGUGCUCCCCCCCCCCCCCUCCCCCCCCCCCCCCCCCCCACCCCACACACACACACACACACACACACACACACACACACACACACACACACACACACACACACACACACACACAACAGUCACGCGCCGCUGUAACUGUAUUUCGCCUCGCUGUUCUUACAACAACGAGAGCUUUUUCUUUUUUUCUCUCAGCACCAAUCACCUCAAAGAGAGUCUCCCUGUAGGAACUCUCGCAGAUCGCUCACGAUCAGACAGUUUAGUGACUGAACUACACGGGGAAGCUCCGGUACUUCAACAGGCAGAACUUCAGCAUGAUUUUUGUCCUACCCAGGUGCGGUGUGAUUCGAGUGUUGUCAGACUCCGGUCAGCGUUUACAGAUCCGCCUGUGAUUCCCACCCCGUGGCUGUUUAUUCUAGAUGAAGGAGUGUCUUUACGCAGCGCGGCUGACGUCGUAAACCUUUAUUUUAUUUUAAGUGUGCGUGGUGCUGUCAGAGGUGACGUGUCAGUAUUUUGUCUUUUACUACCUAGUUCACUAAUAUCAGUCAGCAUUUACAUCGACGAUGGAAAAGGUCAGCAACUUGACACUGUAGCCAUCGCGGCUCAUACACAAAUGUUUCCCCCUUCAUCUAAAACAUCUGAAAAACUUUUUUUUUUUUGUUUUUUUUUAAUGGUCUAUGGAAGGCGAAAAGGUCACACUAAAGAAAGCUUCGGCUAACUAAUGCUUCUGUGUUCGGUUUAACCACAUGUAAAGUAAACAAGACGAUCUUAAUUCACUACAGUAAAAGUAUUUAUCUGUGUAAGCAAAUGUAUAUCAGGCUGCCUUUGCUUACACGUUGAUGUCAUUUCAAACAAAUGCAUUUAUUGUGUUAUCCAGAUGUGUGCAGUAGGUACUGUGUCUGCUUUUAACAGUAGGUGAUUAGCCAGCGCUUCGUGUCACGUCACAGUUCAAGAUGAGGUUUUAUAGGUAACAAAUUGCUCCCUUCGUGCGGUUGGUGUCCCUUUUUUAUGGCUAUAAAUCAUGGUAAAUGUGUUGUGGAACAUAUUCUGUACGUAUUAAAAGUGCAAACAUGAAGCUGUAUUUCAUGUUAAUAUCCGACGUUCCAUAUUUUAAGUGCGCAGCAGCAGACGGCACAUUUAUGUAUGAAGCAGUUUAUGUUGUAUGUAUGCAAAAAUAAAUGUACGUUAACAU
Salarias fasciatus (jewelled blenny) is the source of this 7702-nucleotide messenger RNA. RefSeq names its product synaptojanin 1 (gene synj1). The record is from RefSeq and is a predicted model, not a curated record. Gene Ontology annotation, biological process: synaptic vesicle endocytosis; phosphatidylinositol dephosphorylation. Gene Ontology annotation, molecular function: nucleic acid binding; SH3 domain binding; phosphatidylinositol-4,5-bisphosphate 5-phosphatase activity. The transcript has 32 exons. NCBI's taxonomy places the organism in Eukaryota, Metazoa, Chordata, Actinopteri, Blenniiformes, Blenniidae. The coding region runs from base 112 to 5202 and encodes 1696 amino acids.